AUGAAUAGUUAUAAUGUGGCCGACGCAUCUAGCUACGUCUGUUAUAACCCAAAGGACCCAGUUAUAUUGAGGCUUGACGCUACCGGAGAUGGUUCACUAAAGCCUGUUACUAUUCCAGAACGGUUUUUUCAAGUUCAAAACUCGUUUUCCGAUAUAAUAGCUUUUAAAUACAAAAAUAGCGGGGAUGAACCCAAAGAUGAGAACGCCAUUUCCGAAGAGCCCUUAAAUAAGCCAUGGAUAUCCGUAACUUACAAGGAAUAUUAUCAAAUGUGUAGACGUGUGGCUCGGGCCUUUUUAUCCCUAGGAUUGGAAUCUACACAUGCCGUCGCAAUAAUCGGAUUUAAUUCGCCUGAAUGGUUUUACUCUAAUUUCGGGGCUAUAUUCGCAGGAGGCAUAUCCACCGGUAUCUAUACGACUAACGAUCCCGAUUCCUGUCUUUAUAUUUUAAGUGAUUGCAAAGUAGAUAUAAUAGUCGUCGAAAAUCGGGUUCAGCUGUUAAAAAUUUUUGCGAUUCAGGAUCAAUUGCCGUUCUUGAAAGCUGUCAUUCAAUAUAAAGGAAAUUUGAAGCCGGAUACAAUAGAAUACAAAUUUAAAAUUUAUUCUUGGUACGAUUUUAUUAAUUUAUCAUCUAAAGUAAACGACGAUGAUCUAGAUAAGAUAAUAAAUACAUUACGUGCUAAUAUGUGUUGCACGUUGCUCUACACUACGGGUACAACAGGUAACCCUAAAGGAGUAAUGAUAAGUCACGAUAAUAUUACUUGGACAGCUAGGCAGGUUGCUAAAAUGACAAAGUACAAAGCUUGUGAAGAAAUAAUGCUAAGUUAUUUGCCCUUGGGCCAUGUAGCAGCUCAAAUGGUUGAUAUAUACCUAUUUAUGGAUACUGCGAAUACCUUGUAUUUCGCUCAUCCCGAUGUUUACAAAGGCACGAUUGUUAAAUACCUUCAACAGAUCCGGCCAACAUUAUUUGUGGGUGUUCCGAAAGUGUACGAAAAAAUUGCAGAGAAAAUGCAAGAACUAUGUGACAAAAUGUCAGGGGCAAAAAAGGCAAUAACUGACUGGGCUAAUGAUAUUGGAUGGGAGGGAUCAAUUGCUGAAAUGAAGGGCAAGCCUUUACCUAGCUUUUAUUGUUUAGCAAAAGUAUUAGUUUUCAAUAAAGUAAGAAAGGCCUUAGGUUUGGAUCGUUGUACCUAUUUUGUUAGCACAGGGGCAGCUUUAUCCCAGCAAACUCUCUCAUAUUUAAAUUCAUUCAAUAUUCCUGUUAUGGAAGUUUACGGGCUUAAUGAAUGCAGUGGUCCAUGUACGAUUAACUAUCCAGGACCGGGAAAUAAUUGGGCCGGCAGUGCGGGAAUUCCAUUAAUCGGUACUCAGGUAAGGAUAAGUUCUCAAUAUGAUGAUUUUCCCGGUGAACUCUGCGUAAGCGGUAGAAAUAUAUUUAUGGGAUACAUUAACAAAGAAAGAGAAACAAAUGAAGCAUUUACCCAAGAUGGCUGGUUCAGGGCGGGAGAUUAUGGCAAAUUAGAAUUAACCGAAACGGGUGGACCAUUUGUUUUUAUUAAAGGAAGGAUUAGGGAAAUUAUGAUUCUCUCUACAGGGGAAUCCGUUUCCCCAAAUGAAAUAGAAGAGGCUAUAAAAGAUGAAUUAAAAGAUUUCAUCAGCAACGUGAUGGUUUUGGGCGAUCAACGAAAGUAUCUAGCCGCCCUUUUGACCGUUAAAACGGAAGAGGAUGAAACUUUAAUGCCCAUAGACAAAUUGACACCUUUGGCCCAAGCUUGGCUGAACUCAAUUUUAGGCCUGAAUAAUAAUAUAACCAAAUUAAAUGAAUUAUUAAAAUCAAAAUCUGUCAAACUUGAUAAAGCAAUUCAAAUCGCUAUAAAUAAAGUUAACGAAAGGAAUCCUGAUAAAUUUAGACACAUACGAAAAUGGGCACUUCUUCCUAGGGAUUUCAGUGUGAUUGGAGGAGAAUUGGGUCCUACCUUAAAGAUAAAAAGACCCCUUGUAUUAGAGCGAUACAGUGAAAUAAUUGAUUAUAUGUAUCUAGGUACACCAAGGAGCAGUGAUAAAUACUUAAAUAAAAAUUCAUUAUGA
Molecule: messenger RNA, 2085 nt
Organism: Gordionus sp. m RMFG-2023
Lineage: Eukaryota; Metazoa; Nematomorpha; Gordioida; Chordodea; Parachordodidae
Product: long-chain-fatty-acid--CoA ligase ACSBG2-like
Exons: 1
Coding region: 1-2085 (694 amino acids)
Cellular component (GO): endoplasmic reticulum; membrane
Molecular function (GO): long-chain fatty acid-CoA ligase activity
Source: RefSeq, a predicted model, not a curated record